CACUCUUUGAUGCAGAAGCAUCUCUGGGCAUGGGAACGAUGCCAGUUCCGCACUCACCGCGUUACCGUUGCCCGUGCCCUCGCCGACCAGGUGAAUCAAACCGCCUGGCCACACAUGUCUGUCCAAGACUGCCGACAGACCUACACCUCUCUCCUGCCACACUACAAUCUUGCCGGCAAGGACUCUCCUCACCUCGACGAUGCCGACUUCCCAGCCGUCGACGCUCACUUCAGCCGACUCAUCAACGAUAUCUUCUCGAUCAUCGACGAGUAUGGAGAUGACGACUUUCCUGCUUCCGCCUACUUCCGUCCAGAUUCAUCGAUCCUCCCGAAAGGACGUGAAGCGAGACCAACCAAAUCAAAAUGCAUCGUCGACAUGUCUGCUCUGCAAGCGGUCUUCAACAUGCCGAACGUCUUCAGCAAGUCGAAGUCCGGACACAAACGACAUGCGAUGGGUGGUUCGCUGCCGCUGAACUUCCUACGACAGGCCGAGGGGGAAUCUACCGCCGAGCAAAGUCGUCCCAUCUCGACUGCAGGGUCAUGGUUGAGGAACUCGAAGAUGACGAAGAUGAAUGCUUGAGUCUGACACUGUUUCUUUUGCUGUUUCUUUAGCGAUGUUUACUGCGACGCAAUAGAUGGACCGGCUGGCUGGCUAGCCGCCUUGGCACCUUGUUUUUCUUUUGUACGAGAUGGAUGAUAUACCCAGGUAGAACGGCGUUGAUUUUAGAGAUACCACUCCGCAUUUGGGAGACGAAUAUGCUGUAAGCUAUUGUACCAUCAUCAUCAUAUCAAGUCGAUAUUGUCUGG
Molecule: messenger RNA, 806 nt
Organism: Zymoseptoria tritici IPO323
Lineage: Eukaryota; Fungi; Ascomycota; Dothideomycetes; Mycosphaerellales; Mycosphaerellaceae
Exons: 1
Coding region: 10-579 (189 amino acids)
Source: RefSeq, a predicted model, not a curated record